AUGGGGGAAGUUGGUAGUGCGAUAGACGCCAUCCAACACGCACAUUGGGUUCGGGUCUCUAGUACAGGCGGUGCGAGCGGUCCCACAGCCUCGGUGGGACCCAUUUCGGCUACUUAUACCACGACGAUACCGUCAAGUGAAGAAGUUGAUCACCUCUACAGAAACCCCGAAGGUAUCAUCAGCCUCGGACAUGCUAGCGGGAAUAGUGUUACUCAAAGGGAGACUCUUUCAUACAACGAGGUACUACCUCAGACUUGGGAAAGCUCGAACAACGACCACUCGAUCGACUCUCACAGGGAAGACAUUAGCGGAAAAGUUACUAUGAACAGAGUACUUCCUGAAAUCAAAUACGCGACUCCUCAAUCCAUAGGGGCUAAUGCCAGGCAGAUGAAUUCGAACAGCUCAGACCGAGAUCACAAUUCAGACUCUGAUCUCAAAUCUCUAUUGGCCCCCCUCGCCAAGGGGCACGACGACUCAGAGGAUACGCAUGACUCUAACCUGCAUGAUAUUCGGGUGAAGACCUACCUCGCAUACAAGCGAUCACAGCAAGGUUCAUCUGAUCGUCUCAUCCGAUAUUCAGAAAGUAAUCCCCUGUGGGCCGAGGGUUGCGUAGCAUCAUUCACUCCAAGUGUCUAUGCAGCCGGAGCAGAGUAUACAGCCGAAACGAAAGCCGAUAAGCCAAGACUCCAUCUUGAUGUUCCUCAAAUCCCCCUCAAGCUUCCAUAUCAGGUCUCUGCGGAUGUGCCAGGAUUUAACUACCAAAAUGGUCAAGCUCCAGGGCAAAGAGAGGACUUUGCGUGUCCCUUCAGAUUUAAUGUGAAUGACCGAUGUUUCAAGAGCUUUCGUCGACUAAGGGACGUCGUGCAGCAUCUCCUAGCUCAUAAUUCAGGUGUAAUCACAGAAAAUCAAGUUCACAACAUGGCCGCUUAUUUUAAGCCUGGAAUUAACGGUGCAGAAGAGCCAAUAUGGUUUGCCCUUUUCGACAUGGUUCUACCAGGACUUCCGCCGCCCUCUUCACCAUAUAUCAACUUGAGCGAAGCUCUCACGCUUCCACCCCUCACGCCUUCACAUCCCGCUCCAAUAAAGAGAAAUAGCCCUCCUACAUCGACAGAGGAAGUGGAAGUAGCUGUAGGAACGGGCGUCUUAGUGAGGGAUCUGCCGACACUGCCACUAGCGUCAAAGCCGAUCGGCAACUUGCCUAGUACACGCGAUUUGCAGGCAGGUCGAGAUGGUAUACUCGACCUUUCAGUGUCUACUGAGGUCCUAGGUGGUCAUCAGUCGUCGAGGUUUGUCACUUUUCAGUUUCUGAACGUCUCCAGCAUGUCGUGCUUUACUCUUGACAUACUACGUGACUCCUUUCUUAUUUUGACAUCGGAGAGCAAGUCCCUCAUGCCGGAUAUCACUCCAAUCUUCGUUGGAAAGGGAGUUCUGCCAGAUUAUUUGAGCGUGACGGAUACUAUCAAUCACAAAUUCACGCAGAACCCGGACCUCGGAACAUCUCUGAUAUCAGACUUGACAGAAGAGAGGUUCGGACCUUGGGAUGGGCCCCCCUCGAAAGAGCUUGAGAAUCUUAAGCUAGGGGUGAAGAAGCCAAGUAUUAGCGAGGUAAUACUUACCUCCCCUGAAGCCUCCAGAAAAGUUUUCCUGACAAGCCAGGAUGAUCCUCUCGAUAUCGGUACGCCGGAGAUAGUAUCUGCCUCUCAUCGGGAAGACAUGACAGGAUCAUCGAAAGCCUCAUUCUCCUCAGGUAGCACGUAUGAUGAUGGGAAUGAUGACGGGAAUGAUGUUGUGUUAGUUGCUGAAACCAUCGAUGAUGAACGACAGCGGGUCUUGGACUCGGUCAUGUCUGAAUUCAAUGCUUGGUGGAGCAAUAGUCUCGGACUUUCGAAUCAUGCCGGUGCUCAGUGUUCAGCAUCAUCUCAUAGUCAAGGGUACUUGAAUCAUUCGACUGCAAACAGUCGGAGAAUGCCGCCUAGCAAUCGGAGCCACAAGAGAAGGCGGCGACUUGGCGCUGAGGAGGAUGAACCUGAUCAGUCUGAGGAUGAUGAGAAGGGCAAGCGACCAACACCAACCAAACCCAGAGCACUCGCUACGCAAUCAACUCGUCGGCUGGGAUGCCCCUAUUUUCAACGUAAUCCAAGCAACAACCGCAAGCAUCGGGCAUGCGCCGGACCGGGAUGGGAGACAUGCCAUCGUGUUAAGGAACAUGUUUACCGCUGCCAUGCCAUUCCACUACACUGCUUCCGGUGUCAUGAGGUGUUUGACACGGAAUCGAACCUUGCUGAACAUCAGAGACAGGUUCAAAGUUGUGAGGUGCGAAUAUCUGGCAUUGAACUGCAGGGGCUCACCAAUGAGCAAGAGAGGCUUCUCAGAAGGCGAUCUAAGGAGUCACAGGAAGAAAAGAAGUGGAAAGAGAUGUACCGAAUCCUCUUUCCUGAUGAUCGGGAAGCGGACAUGCCGAGUCCUUACCUGGAACUGUGUCACACACAAGCCAGUAUCAUUACAGAAUACGACUGUUUUCUCCGAAGAGAAGUGCCUUCCAGAGUCCGACAGCGAAUCGAAGGGAUCAUAAUGCAGACGACCGUGCCGCUUGAGCAGGAGCUGAUUAGGCGGAUACCUGAAAUAGUGAGAGAAGUGCAGCUGGAGCUUUUCGAGAACUACAGCGGAAGCGGCACACAGGAUGACCCAGAAACUCCUGCCACAUCCCCUAGCCUUGGAGUUGCAGAUGCCGAAACUGAAGAAUUACCAAGUCUUUCUGGCGGCGACGGUUGCAGCGAUCCAGACAAUGGCGUCCCAGAGCCAAUCCACAGGGACUCAGGACUUGAGAAUGAACCACCAAAUUUCUUUGAUCUAUAUCAGGACAGCGAGUUCAUAAAUUUUGACACUACGGAAGGCGAGCUCAAUUUUGGUUCGUUUUGCCCCGAGUCUGCGUUUCUAGAACAAGCCCAGGGUAGUCAUAGCGGGCCUCUCAACGCGAGAUGA
Neoarthrinium moseri is the source of this 2982-nucleotide messenger RNA. RefSeq lists its product as uncharacterized. Lineage: Eukaryota; Fungi; Ascomycota; Sordariomycetes; Amphisphaeriales; Apiosporaceae. The transcript is spliced from 4 exons. The record is from RefSeq and is a predicted model, not a curated record. Bases 1 to 2982 code for a protein of 993 amino acids.